Molecule: messenger RNA, 2180 nt
Organism: Bombyx mandarina (wild silkworm)
Lineage: Eukaryota; Metazoa; Arthropoda; Insecta; Lepidoptera; Bombycidae
Gene: Rab32
Product: RAS oncogene family member Rab32
Biological process (GO): phagosome-lysosome fusion; endosome to lysosome transport
Cellular component (GO): late endosome; phagocytic vesicle; trans-Golgi network
Molecular function (GO): GTPase activity; GTP binding
Source: RefSeq, a predicted model, not a curated record
CGGCAGUCGACACAGCGCGGUCGGCUCACCACCAUGCCCGACGAAGAGCCCCCUUUGCCGCCUCCUUCACCCGUCCCGCCGCGCUUUGGGCCAUCGCGCCUACGCCGCACGUUGCACUCGCUUCGUUCACCGUUCCGCCCCGGUUCGCCCUUCCACAUCGGCUCUAUCAAACGCACAGGCUCCAGCAAGUCCGUCGCCUCAGACGGUGAGAUCACGCGCGACGAACGCACGAUGCGUAAACGCAAUAAAAAACAACGCGAAGCGGCCGCCGAGUCCUCUCGUAGCACUGGGAGCUCGCCCGGCGACGACAAACAGAAAAAGGAAGCCGGAGGUAGUCUUCUCAAACGUAUGGGUAGUAUUGGUAAAAAACGCAACGAAACUCCCGCAGUAUCAGCUUCUCAACCAGAAACGUCACAGUCCGUCGAGAGCGUUCCAACUCCCUCUAACGAAUUAGCGCGACCGACCCCUGAACCAGUGAGCCCCAUCGCCGUCGAACAUGCCGUCGCUACGAGACCUUUUACGAAAGCUGCUUGGAAACGCAACAGUGUACCCGAAAUGGAAAAACCCGUGGAAGAACCGAGUCCGGAAAACGCGCUACGGAGACGAGUAGCGUUUGUUAGUCAGGCUUCCGUUGGCGGUUCGGAAGAUCGCGAUGAUGACAGGGAGAGGGGAGGGACGGAAGUGGGGUCGUUGGAAGAGGCGGUGGCGCUAGCACGCGUGAAGCUGGCCGUGGCCACACCGCCCUCGUCGUCACAGUCGCGCGACAACGACACUGAAGAGGAGGGGCACUCGGACACGAUGCCUGCCUACGGAGACCUGAUCGAGCCGGAGAACAAAGCCGGGAACGAUGCUACGACGUCACACGCAUCGGCUAGUGCUGAACGCCGGGAGCAUUUAUAUAAGAUCCUGGUCAUCGGCGAAUUGGGUACAGGGAAGACUUCCAUCAUCAAACGAUAUGUCCACCAGUUCUUCAGUCAACACUAUAGAGCAACCAUCGGCGUGGAUUUCGCACUGAAAGUACUGAAUUGGGACUCAAAUACUAUAAUAAGAUUGCAGCUAUGGGAUAUAGCAGGACAAGAGCGCUUCGGGAACAUGACGCGUGUUUAUUACAAGGAAGCAGUGGGCGCGUUUAUAGUAUUCGACGUUUCCAGAGUGGCCACGUUCGACGCUGUCGUCAAGUGGAAAAAUGACUUGGAUGCGAAAGUUCAGUUGCCCGAUGGAUCGGCCAUACCUUGUAUACUGCUCGCUAAUAAGUGCGAUCAACAGAAGGAAGGUAUAGUCAACAGUCCCGCCAAAAUGGACGAGUACUGUCGCGAGAAAGGUUUCGCGGGCUGGUUCGAGACAUCCGCCAAAGAGAACAUCAAUAUUGAGGAGGCAGCUCGGUCAUUAGUUAAUAAGAUUCUAUUAAACGACAAGCUUCUUCAGAAUAAUGACACCAGGGACGGUGAUAAAUUCGUGAUUGAUCACAAAAUAGCUAACGGCGACAGCAGAGAUGGCGCGAAUAAGGCAUGCGGUUGCUGACCAAUCUGAGCGCGUCUGCAAACAAUGAAGGACCAAUCACGUCUGGCCAUGAUCGAAUUGCGAAUGUUGAUUCUUGUGGAGACGAAUCAUAAUGAUUUUUGAUGUUUAACAGUUGUUUUUCAUUGGAUUAAAUAAUUUUAAGACUUGAUACUUGUAUUUAUUGUCUUUUUUUUUCAAUUUCGCACUCGGGAUUGCCAUAAAGUGUUAUAAAUGUACAAAUAUUCUUGUUAUAGUUAUAAUAAAACAACUUCUGGCUUAAUUAAAUAACAGCGUAUUCUUAAAAAAAUGGUGUAUGAUUUGACUGCAACUUCAGGCCACUUUUAUUGCAUGCAUAUUAAUUACUACAUGUUUGCAAUAUUUAGUGCAUUAAAAUUUAUAAAGUUAUUGAAUUCAAUGAUUAAUAAAAUGCAUGACAUGUAUUUCAUUUGUAUAAUGUAUUUGAUUUGUAUUUUUACGAUGUUUUGUUGUUUUCAAUUGUUGUUUAGUAUCGACUAAUUACUAUUUCGAAUAUAUCAAACCAUAUGUUUGUUGUAUAAUUGUACAGUUCAACAAUGUACAGUUAGUUUCCGUAAUUUUAAUUGAUAUCUAGUUUUGAGCCUACUCUUAUUUUCUUAGAAAUAUAUAAUCUAUAAAUUUAACACUAUAAAUAAAUGAUAUUU